UGACAUCUUUCAUUUGGGCAUAAGAUUAAAAUGAUUUUUUCUGUCACAAUGACUGAAGGAUCGAAAAACUUAUUGGAUUACAUAACACAAGGAACUGAUAAAUUUUUGCGUGUGUCAAUUAUCUGAAUUAUCUCGUUUUGAUACGUCGCACGCCGGUAUAUAAUCACCAGACACAGAAGUAGUCCUAAAAAUGUUUUUCAAAGUUCUGGUAUUGAUUUUUUGCCCUGUGUUGGCGCAAGACAGCCAUGAGGGAAAAGCAAAUACGUUUACGAGCUAUUGGAAUAUGCCAACAUUCCAAUGUGCACGUUACAAACUAGGAUUUGAAAAACUUGGAGAGAAAUACAAUAUUCUCCAGAAUAAAAACGAUGUAUUUCAGGGCGAUCAAAUGACCAUUCUCUACCACCCAGGGUCGUUUCCCGAAAUCAAAUCGGAUGGAAAUUUAACAAAUGGUGGCGUCCCUCAAGAAGCAAAUUUGACGGAACAUCUUCAACUUUUUGAAGAAACCUUUAAUCGGUCAAUUCCCGAUGUUCACUUCGCAGGCAUGGGUAUCAUAGACUUUGAGCACUGGAGACCGGUCUACAAUCAAAAUUUCGGUACACUCAACAAAUAUCGUGAGCUUUCCGAAGAAAUUGAAAAGAAACUGCAUCCUUCAUGGUCUACAGCAGAAAUUAAAGCUGAAGCCCGGAGAAGAUUCGAACUUCAUGGCCGGAUGUUCAUGGAGAAGUCUGUGCUACUAGCACGAACGUUAAGGCCAAAAGCUACGUGGGGUUACUACGGAUUUCCACACUGUUUUAAUCACAAGAUGCUGGACACGUGCGGCGCAAACAUCGAGGCCCAAAACGAUAACACAACCUGGUUAUUCUCAGCCUGCGACACCAUCAACCCAGCGCUAUAUGUAUAUGGAGAAGAUAAAGCCACACAAGAUCAGUGGAAAGAUUGGAUUAAAGGAAGAGUUAAGGAGGCGCAACGAGUUAGAGACGGAGUAAAAGACGAAAAACGGCGCACUGUCGUACCGUACUACACACUUCUAGAUCCAACUACCGAUGAGUUUUUAUCAAAGGAAACCAUAGUAAAUUCCAUAUCUACCCUUCGGGAUCUGAAAAUUGACGGGUUGAUAAUUUGGGUUUCCAGUUCGCAUGUAAACUCAAAACAGAAAUGUGAAGAUCUGUAUAAGUUCAUUGAUACCGUUUUUGGGCCAGCUUUAAUUAAUUAAUUGAUCUAACAUUGUAAUUAAUAAAUGUCCAUGUGAUAAAAGCUAAUAUGUAUUUACAAAAAUUCUUCAGUUAAUUAAUAACUU
Photinus pyralis (common eastern firefly) is the source of this 1297-nucleotide messenger RNA. Its product is annotated as hyaluronidase-like. The transcript has 6 exons. Bases 191 to 1213 code for a protein of 340 amino acids. Gene Ontology annotation, molecular function: hyalurononglucosaminidase activity. Gene Ontology annotation, biological process: carbohydrate metabolic process; hyaluronan catabolic process; defense response. Lineage: Eukaryota; Metazoa; Arthropoda; Insecta; Coleoptera; Lampyridae. The record is from RefSeq and is a predicted model, not a curated record.